AAUGUUCAAGGUAUGAAUUCCAAUGUGAUAAUGGGGAUUGUAUCGGGAUUUACUAUGCAUGCGAUACGAUUGCUCACUGUCUAGAUAGGUCUGAUGAAAAAGGCUGUGAUUAUGUUAAACACAUGGAACCUGUAUAUGCAACACCUAAAGCAGAUGAGUCAAAACUUGAUGACUACCAUAAUAAUCGUAAUUCUGAUCAUAAAUAUGACUAUCAGCAAAAAGCAUCUAGUGAGUAUGGAAAUUUUGAACAGCAGUAUAAGAAUAAUAAUGGACGCAAUAACAAUCUUGGUUACACAGACUCGCAUAGAAGUCGUAACCGUGAAAAAACUGAUGAAGCCAACUACCAGAAAAGUUACCAUAAUUCUCAUCCUGACAACACUCAUGACAAGAUGGAACAAAAUUACGAUGCUCAAGACAAUGUUGAUAAAAACUCUCCUCCGCACGGUCGUGGCAAAGGAGCAGCUGAGCAUAAACAAGGUGGUGAUGGAAGAAAGUACUCUGAAACUGUUACUGCACCAGCACUACUUAUUAACAAACUAACAUCAAAAGUUCCCGCACCAUCUGUACAAUUGUAUCAUUAUGUUUCCGAAUAUGAUGCAAGUAAUGAUGAUUAUAGUAAUACAUGGUAUUACUACACUAUGGGUAAUGGUGGCAACUAUGAUGAUAAUUACAAAUAUGACUAUAAAUCAUAUAAUGAUUACGAAAAGACAAAAGAAGGAUACGAGAAAAGUUUCUCAACUGUGAAAACAACAAAUCAAGAAUCUGAAGAUCCCUUAGACCAUGACCAGGAUGAUGAAGAAACAGUACAAUCCUGGGAACCAACAACCCCAACAGCUGUGAAGGCCCAAACAGAUAAAACAUCUGACAAGGCCAAGGAAAACUAUCCAAUAACAAAGGCUGUGAGUGGUGCCAGUGUUAAACAGCCAACUGAAGCAGUUCAGAAAGAAAUUCAGAACAUGAGUGUUGAGGUUGAUGCAGAAUUAAUCAGUAGACGAACAACACCAGAAACUAGUGUUAUUUUGCCACUUGCUAUUGGCCUUGCUAUCACCCUUGUACUUCUUGUUAUGGUGGCAUGUCGACUAAGAAUGGUUAAGCGUAAAUUACGCCACGGCCGGCCCUUGGCAAAUUCGCAAGAAGCAGAUUAUUUAAUUAAUGGUAUGUAUCUGUAAUUGUAAAGAGAGAAAAAUAUGUAAAUAUUUAUUGUAAGCUUAUCACUUACCUGUAUCAAAUUGCGUCAGGAAUAUUACAUUUCAAACAAAACAGUGUAAAAUUUCAAACUAAUCUAAAUAAAA
Saccoglossus kowalevskii is the source of this 1292-nucleotide messenger RNA. RefSeq lists its product as uncharacterized. Gene Ontology annotation, molecular function: protein binding. The record is from RefSeq and is a predicted model, not a curated record. Lineage: Eukaryota; Metazoa; Hemichordata; Enteropneusta; Harrimaniidae.